AUAACAGCAGCCAUUAAAAAGAAUAAGAAUUAUUAAAGUCUUAAAUCCCUGCAAACAUCAAGUGUUAUACGUGUACAACAAAAUUUAAUCAUGUAUUUCAAAUUUAUAGUUAUCUUCACAUCAAUGUUAUUUUACUUUCUAGUGGCUAAUGCAACACUUACUCCUAAGGAACUCGCUGACUUUUAUGAAAAGGUAACACUUAAAGAUAAAAAUUUCAAGCUAAAAGAACUGACUUACUCAGUAACUAAGCUUUAUAAAAUUGAGGAGCCAUUUGUAAAAGGACAAUUUACCUUAGCUACAGUACGAAAAUACAUUGAUGACGACAAGCCUAACCUACUUGAAGAAGAUGUUGACAAUAUAAUACUACACACGUGGGCUCGUCAUAUGUCAUUAGAGGAAUUUCUAGCAGCAAUGAAUGAGAAAUUUACUGAUUGGGAACUCGAUACAAUUUAUGAUGUGGUUGAGAGAAGGGGGGAACCAAUUGUGGUAAAAACGCUGUUUAGCACGAAAGUAACCAAAAAAGUAACCAAGGAUGGAGUGCGAAAUUACUUUAAAAAGGAAUUCCACAUUUAUAAACUAACUGAAGGGGAAGUCGAAGGGAUAAUUGCAAACUUGCGUGAUGAACAUAUGACAAGAGAGGAAUUUAAAAAAUUAAUGAGGUCUCAAGACAACAUUAAAUAAUGUGGACGCUACAACACCACCAGCCAGUGGUGAGUUUAAAACUCUGCCGCUUCUAGGCAAGUAAUUAUGUCACCCUUUUAACAGUACAUUUUUCGUUUCGUUAUAAAAUAUGAUUUUAUUUUUUUUAUUAAUAUGAUAACUUAAAAUAAAAAUUGCCACAUUUUUUAAAAAGCCAGUACAGUGAGAUUACGACGUUUUACAUAAUUUACAAAUACUGUACUGUUGUCACAUUGUACAUUUUUUUUUAACAGUAUUUCAGGGCUACAAAAUUACUAUAAUAUCCUACCGUUGUUUACUAUAUUCAAAAGUCCAAACUAUAUAAAAAAUUUAAUUUAUCUCCUAAAAAAAAUGUCAAGGUAUGUUGUUAGCUUAUUUAAUUUUAUGUAUUCUUAAAAAUCUAA
Adelges cooleyi (spruce gall adelgid) is the source of this 1082-nucleotide messenger RNA. RefSeq lists its product as uncharacterized. The coding region runs from base 91 to 681 and encodes 196 amino acids. The record is from RefSeq and is a predicted model, not a curated record. NCBI's taxonomy places the organism in Eukaryota, Metazoa, Arthropoda, Insecta, Hemiptera, Adelgidae. The transcript has 5 exons.